Messenger RNA from Stegastes partitus (bicolor damselfish), 5108 nucleotides. RefSeq names its product protein phosphatase 1, regulatory subunit 26 (gene ppp1r26). The record is from RefSeq and is a predicted model, not a curated record. Lineage: Eukaryota; Metazoa; Chordata; Actinopteri; Pomacentridae. The coding region runs from base 901 to 4476 and encodes 1191 amino acids. The transcript is spliced from 4 exons. Gene Ontology annotation, biological process: negative regulation of phosphatase activity. Gene Ontology annotation, molecular function: protein phosphatase inhibitor activity.
UACAUGUGUCUAAUGUUCACUAUUUGCUGACAUUCUAUAGACAAAACUGUGAAUCAAAUCAUGAAGAAAACAAUCAGCAGAAAAAAACAAUAGCAAAAUAAUACAUUUUAGUUACACCUGCAGGCACAUCACUAAAUACACUUUUUAUGCAGUGUCUUCCCCUUUAUACAUCAAUACACAGACACAAUCAUAAAAGAAUGACCACAAGUUUAUUAUAUAUGCACUGGUGGAGACACAGUGUUUUAGAAGGAUAAUACAGAUAUUAUAGUAGAAAGUAUGACACAAAUGUGAAAAUGUGCUGCUAAAGAUUGCAUGGUUCACUUCCUUUUAAGCUGCAUUACAGCUGAUAUCAUAAACUGGGAGUUGUCUAAGGAGAUUAAACUUUCUAAUAACUUGAAUUCACCAGGAAUCAUUCAUUUCUAUAAGAAAACACACUGUGAUGGUUUACGAUUUUAUUCUUGUUAUUUUAAACCUCACUUUAGUUCUUCCCUAUGAACUUGAUUACUUUAUUAACUUUAAUAAAGCUAAAUUAGUAACAUCACUGGGUGUUCUUUUUUUUGUGGUGUUAAGGUGCAAAAUGAAAUAGAAAAUGCAAACAUGAAUAUUUUCCGGGUGCCAUAUUUGAAUGGGUCCACGCUUGGUUGGACUCUGGGUUUAAGGAAGCUUGUCCGCCCGGCAGUCGGAGCGGAGGGGGACUCGGCGGUGAGAGCUUCGGGCGGAGCGGGAGCUGCUGACGGACACCGAAGAACCUCCACGACGGCUCUCCGAACACCUCAAACCGACCCGGCUGUGGCUACACCGUAAGCGGCUGGCUUCGCGUCACGUUCAGGCUGAACAAUGUGAUUGUGAUCGGAGGCAGCAGCGCUCCAAUGGUCGAGGACCUCACCACCCUUCACUAGAAUGUACUUGAUGAACGUACCUCCUGUCGCAGCGACGCAAACAGAAUGGAGAACAUGUGGCCCACCUGGAGGCUAUAGCCUUCCAGCCUGCUUCAAUGACUCUGACACAGAGUUGUCCACCAGAGGCACACCCAUCUCAGACAAGGUCCAGAUGAUCAUAGAGAGCCUUCGGAGCACCCAGUCCUCGCUCGAGAUGGGCGACGAGAUCGAGGGAAAUGUGCUAUCAGGACAGGAGGGUCAUCCCCAAGUCUGCAAGGUUGCAGUGGGUUCUUAUGUGGGAGCAAAGUCCAAAACUAAAAGCCCCACUGAAAACCCGCAUGCGUAUAUUUCCUCCCCGAACAACCACGAGAGCAGUGGCUCUGACAGUGAUGAUUCUGUGGACAGAGGAAUCGAGGAGGCAAUACUGGAAUACCUGAAAGAAAAGGAUGAUCACAAGCGCAAGGGGGAACCAUGCUCCACUUUUCUCCAACCAUCCAAUAUUCCUAGAAAAAAUCCAGCCAUUCCAGAGGUUUCCAGGCAGAACUCUGACAGCAAUACAUUCUUGAUUGCGAGUAGCCAGUUUCCUAAAAGUGUCAAAGUCGAGACCCCUGCUGCACCAGCUGGUAUACCUAUAAAAAAGUAUAUCAAAAACAAGGCGUCCCUAAAUGAAAACGCAUUUAAGGACUUUGAAUCGAAUAAAAGUUCAGCUAAAAGUUUAGUCAGUUCAAAAGAACAGACAAAGAGCCCCUCAAAAUCAAUCAGCCUCUUCAACAAAACUGUCAAAUUACCAAUCCCGAUGAAAGUGAAGGAAGAGUCAAAUGAUUCCAGCAGUGAUGACGGCAUCGAAGAGGCCAUUCAGAGAUACCAGUUGGAAAAAAAGGUGCAGCAGAAUAAAAGGGAAGUUUUCCACCCGCACGUUUUUGAAGAGGAGUCCGACUCCACGAGCGAUGAUGGGAUUGAAGAGGCCAUUCGGCGCUACCAGCUCGAGCAGCUCAAGGAGAAGAGUGUCCUGAAACCAUUCCUACACAAGCAAAAACCCUUCAGCAAGUCACUAAUGCAUGCUGUUGGAAGCAUGAACGUGGAAAACAUGAAGAAACACAAGCUGAAGAAAAAACGGAGCAAAACAGAGAAAGAGAUGAAAUCUUUUCAACCUUCUCCUUCAUCUCUUUUCAUACCCAAGACUACACUUUCAGAAAGCUCCAAAAGCAAAGGAAAUGGAGUACUUUCGUUUAAAGCAGAAAGCUUUAAGGAGCAACCAGCCCCUGCACCUUCAAAGGUGAAUACAAGUGCAGAACUCAUGUGCGCUGAGGCAAUACUGGACAUUUCAAAAACUGUGAUGCCUGAGGCCUUCCAGCAUAGUGUUGGCCUCAGCAGUUGUGCCACCACCAAAUCUUCCUUGCAGUCUUCUAUUCCUGACAGCUGCUUGUAUGAAGAAAGCAAUGACAGCUCUGUUGAUAGCGAAGAUGGGAUUGAGCAAGAAAUCAGGAAAUUUCUUGAACAGAAGGCUCAAAUGCACAAACAACCACCCAGCUCUGCUGUGAUUCAAGAGCCUCAUUGUGCAAAUGAACCAGAACAAGCGAAAGCAAAAGAAGGGACUUUCCAAAAGAAACCACACAGAUUGUCUUUAACCCAGAAAAAAAGACAGAAAGAGAAAAGCUUUAGUGUUUGCAACAUGUCAGGCACCAACAACAUUGUUAAAGAAGCAACCAGUAAGGCUUCGCCUGAGCACACGGAAGAGUCAAACACCUUAGUACCUUCCCAGAGAAGUCAAACACAACCAAUCACUGGAAUACACAAGACAGACCAAAGUGGAGACAAAAGCAGCUCACUUGACAGCGAUGAGGAUCUAGACACUGCGAUAAAAGACCUGCUCAAGACAAAAAAGAAGUCAAAGAAAAAGAACCGAGACUUAAAGCGGAAAUCAAGGAAGUGCCUCAAAGAUGAAGAACCACUGUUAGGAAGUGCUUCAGAGGCUAAAAAGUUCAAACCCGAUACGAUUUCCAAGUUUUGCGCUUUGAAAAAAGUCCACAAGAGCAAGGGGGACAUGAAAGACAAGUCUGCAUUGAAUAAAAGGAGUGUUUCACAACUUAAGCAAAUUCAGAAAAGUAAGGAGCAUGAUAUGCAUGAAGGUGAACCAGAGAGACUGAAAGGGGCGGAGAAUCGAGACACUCAAUUACUGCAGACUGUUGAAGCUGCUGCUCAGAUAAAGGAAGAUAGCAGCUCUGUGGACAGCGAUGAUAGCAUCGAGCAGGAGAUCAGAAGGUUUCUGGCUGAAAAGGCCAAAGUUUCCACUGCAGAUAAAAGUAAAGACGGAGACGUGUCGAGGAAUGGUACUGUUCUGGUUUGUACCCCACUCAGAGAAGAAGACAUUAAACAGGAAAAUCAGCUGGCUGAGAUUCCAAUAAAAAGUAUCAGUCCUCUCUCUGGACAGUGUCCUCUCAUUAGUCCAGCUCAAGAUAGACCACUUCUUUCACAGAGUUUGCUGCCCGACAUGUCUACUGUUGCUGCACAUUCACACCUGCCCUCGGUCCAGUCGGGCAGCCCCAGUCUUUUGGAGCCAGCGGAUGGAGCAGGUGCAGCCAGAACUGAGCAAAGGAGGCCUACUGCUGGGAGAGGCAUCGUCCACAACGUCACGCCACAGACGGAGAGAGUUCGACCGGUUUUGAGUCUUAGCGCUGCUCAUUCUUGCUCAGAGUCAAACAAGUGGCGUCAGAGCCUGGGACUCCCUACUUCUGAUUCGAGGGCUCUCAGUCGGACUCCAUUCCAUAUCACCUCGUCUGAAAUCAGCGAGACUGCAUCAGCAACUCUGCCAUAUCAAAGCGGGGCCAUCAGUCACAAAUUACAGACUCCAGGCAGCGUUUGGUCCUCUGCAAGGACCGGCAGAGCGCCGUUCGCCUGCUCGACAGAGACAAGUGUAAAUACCCCGUUCAGAUCCUCUGUUUUGAAUUUUGUUUCUACUGCCAGGCAGCAUCCAAGGAUGUCCUUUACACGGAGCCUUAUGCCUGCCUACAGGUCCCAGUGCUCUAUGGAAGAAGAUAAACAGAGUAUGGUGCACAUGUCCAAGGACAAAAGUGUGUUUGUCGAACUGGAAUCUAACAGGACCAACCAUGUCCAGGUUCAAAGCAGGGACAGGAGCGAGGGAAAGGAGAGAGUGGACUUGCUAAGUGAGAAAAAAAGAGAAGGCGAGAGCAUGAAGCUAGGUAAUAAAGAAGUACAUCGAGAGAGAAACGAGGAAGAAUUUGUAGAUGAGACAGAUUGUGAAUCAGGCGACAGGAGAAAUCCAGAAAAGAAGCAGGGCUUUUCCACAUUGUCUUUGUCCAGUGCCAUUGACCCUGGCAUCACCUUCAGCCCUUGCAUAGCUCUAACAUCAGAGGAGAGAGGCAGGAUGUUCAGCAGGAGGUAUCUGGCUGAAAAAUGCAAGGAGGGGAUGUCGUCUCUCUGCUGUGUUCCUCUGUUCAACAGGACUUUAAAGCAGGUCAAAAGAAAGCUUCAGUUUGUUGAGGUGAACAGGUAUGUGAUUGCACACAGUAGGUUUAGUCUCCUCCGUGAAAGGUCACAAAUGAAAUUUCUUAGACAGCUUUCCUCUUUUUACAGGUGAAGGGACACACCCAGGCCAGCACAGCAUUACAGACAAAGCUUGACUUUUGAUUUUCAACAAUCUAUAUAGACUGUUUCACUUUAAGAUCUAUACAAGUUGUUUAGCAUUUGUUUUGCAUGUUAUUGAGUUUUCAUUCAUCACAUGUGUUGCUGGUUUUCAGUAUAUAAGCUAAUGCAAUUUUAAUAUUUUGGAUUUUGUCUGUUUAGGAAAUUGUUAUGAUCAAUUUUGAAAAUAGAAGUUGUGUAACAGAUAAGCUACAGUUCAUUGGUUUCCUUCAUGCAAGCAUUGAAGGGCAGUUUUUCUUUUUGCAGGUUAAAAUGUAAAUGUUAAAGCCCAGGAAGCCUUUGAGUGUUCUACAGUCAAUCUUCAGUACAUUUGCACAUGUAAUUUUUCUUUAUAUGGUCCCCCUAUGGAUAACCUAAUACAAAAUAGAAAAUGUAAUUCAUACAUGUGCGUACACAUUUACUUUUCAUUCUACAGUUGUUUUGUUAGAUAUUGUAUCUUUAUUUACACAUGUUUGUUCUGUAUCAGUUUAUUUGUUCAAAUUAAGGUUUCCUUCUCUAAGAACUUUAACGAUUACCCUGCUGUUGGUCUUGUAUUUGUGUUGAAUAAAGUUGGGCAGUUUAAAAAGA